AGGCCGCGCAUGCGCAGCAGCUAUUAAGCCUGACAGCCGAACCAGUGCAGCAUUCCCGUUUCCAAACGCACAGGAGCGCCGUUUUUUCCAUCGCGCUGCCCCAUCCAGACAUUUACACCGGUGGGAACACGCUGUUAAAAAACAAGCCCUCAAACAUGUCUGUGGGAAAUGACUUUGGUAACCCUUUAAGGAAAUUCAAACUCGUCUUUCUUGGAGAGCAAAGCGUGGGGAAGACUUCCCUGAUCACACGCUUCAUGUACGACAGCUUUGACAACACAUAUCAGGCGACAAUUGGAAUCGACUUCCUGUCAAAAACCAUGUAUUUGGAGGACAGAACGUUGGGGAUCUCUGACUUGCAGGUUCGGUUGCAGUUGUGGGACACGGCAGGCCAGGAACGUUUUAGGAGCCUUAUCCCAAGCUAUAUAAGAGACUCCACUGUAGCUGUGGUGGUGUAUGACAUCACAAAUGUGAAUUCAUUCCAACAAACUUCCAAAUGGAUCGAUGAUGUGAGAACGGAGAGAGGAAGUGAUGUCAUCAUCAUGCUGGUGGGCAACAAAACAGAUCUGGCAGAUAAGAGGCAAAUCACGAUUGAAGAAGGCGAGCAGCGGGCCAAAGAGCUGAGUGUGAUGUUUAUCGAGACCAGUGCCAAGACGGGCUACAACGUCAAACAGCUGUUUCGACGUGUGGCAGCUGCCCUUCCAGGAAUGGAGAGCAUGCAGGAGACAAGCAAAGAGGGCAUGAUUGACAUUAAACUGGACAAACCACAGGAACCUCCAACUACUGAGGGCGGAUGUUCCUGUUAAUAGCUCACAUCUGAUUUACAGCAUCAUCUACACACCACAUGCUUGUUGUGUUGCUUCCUUUUGGUUGGCUUCCAGUUGUGUUUUCAGAUUGGAUAUUUGGCCUUCCCAUCUGACUUUUAGUAACUGGUUGGUAUCAGUGUUACAUCAGUUUCAAUUGUAAAAUAGUACCUAUACUUUAGUAACAAAAUUGCCAAAAAUCCUAAAAAUUCGAAAAGUGAAGGGCAAAAAUCAAUAAAAAUGUCAACUAUGUCCAACAUGUAUACUUUUUGAAAAUGUAGAGACGUAGAUUUUUUUUCUUUGUUUUGUAUUUUUGUAUACAAGGAUGAGCACUAAAACAGAUGCAGACAAGAAAUUAUAAUUUUGCCAUAAAAAGCAGGAUUAGAGCAAAGAGUUCAUAAGCAAGAAGGAAAUUCAAACAACGGAUAACCCAGAAAAUACAGCAAACAUGCAUGUUAGCCAUUUUUAAAAGUAUCAUCUCAAUCCUGCUGGCUACCGUGCACAAGUUUUUGUGACUCAACGCACUUCAUUAAAUCAACUUAUUUUAGCCUCUUUUUUUUCUUGCUGUGACACAGAACUUGUUAUUUUAAGUGUCAGGACAGGUUUUUGUUUAUGUGUGUUUGUGAACGUGUCAUUGCAGAUCUCCUGAAACCUUGCCACAUUCUGUGUGAUUUUUUUUAUUGUUUAUGUACAGUUCAAGUUUUAAUUACACAGUUUAUUUAAUGUUUCCAGCAUUUAUUUUCUUUAUAAUUUCCCGUUCGCACUAAAAGCAAACAGCUUGUGCAAACAACCUGAUAACAAGGAAGGAUCCGCUUUCUUCUGUAGAAUGUUUGUCAGUCAUUUAUAGCGUACUGCAGAUAGUCACAAGACUAUGAACGUGACAGAGGAGCAAAUCAUGCACAACUAAACUUGGUCAUUCAUAUUUAAUUGAUUGGAAUAAUUUGUUUGCACGCUGAUUGAUCAAACAGUCCAAUUCUAUUGUAAAUAUAUCAGCUGUCAUUUUCAAACAGGCUUUAAUAUCAGAAAUGCAAAGAUGGGACGUUCCUCUGAAAAUAACUAUAGUUCACUUUAAAGAAUUAGCAUUAUGCAGCAUUAUAGUGUUUGCCUUGUGUAGGAACCCACUCAUGUCUACAGCUGCUCUUUGGGCCAGUAAAUUGUAGUGCACUGACCAGGGGGGAGACACAUUGUGUAGUAUAUCAGUUUAUUUGAAUUGUAUUUCAUGUGAAUCCUUAAUGCACUUUUUCAAGAAAGAAAGUUGUAAAUGUUUCAAAAUUGCUGUCAAAUGUCUGUCCUUGAAACCACUUUAGAGUUCAAACUGUAGCGUAAAUCUCUCGAGGGUCACUGUACAGAUAACCUAUUUGUAAAGUUGAUUCACAUACCGCCAGACACAAGUCAUGUCUAGCUAUUUGUGAUGCAUAGGAAAUGAGAAUGAGCACAUGACAUAAGAAUCAGAAAACAAUAAAAAUGUUAAAAUGCCAGUUUAUUCUUAUUAAAUCCAGCAGCUUUUAUUUGGAAUAUGGUAAACUACACUGUAAUUGACUGAAUCAUUCAGCACUGACUCAUUAAAACCUUUGCUUCCUGCUUAUGGAUAGUCUGGAGAUUUAAAGGGAAAAUCAGAUUUGUCUGUGCCAAUGCCUUCUCAGAUCACAGAGAGGUGCAGAAGGACGUCACUUAGCAUAAGCUGGAUGGGGGUUGAUUAAUGAUUUAUGAAGUUUUGUUAACGUUUUGUUUUCUUCACUUCUGAAAAGAAGUUCUCAUUUGAAUUGAAUAGGGUGCAGACAUGCUCCCUGUAUGGAAUCAUAUCAUCAGUGUACCUGUAAUACCAGUAGUCAUUGUGAUUGACACAACGCUACAUCAGCCUUGGGUGAAUGUCUGUGCGUGAGUUGAGUUAAUGCUUUUAAGGGUGCAACCAUUCCCUGUGUAUAUGUUUUAGCUCAGUGGAGCCAGCCUGAUUGAUUCAGAGCUAGCUUUACCAUUCACACUGUAUAGAAAUCUAGCAUGUCGGUCCAAAUCAGUAAAAUCAAUAAAAGUGUCUUAUUACCAAAAAAGUGAA
Molecule: messenger RNA, 2853 nt
Organism: Ctenopharyngodon idella (grass carp)
Lineage: Eukaryota; Metazoa; Chordata; Actinopteri; Cypriniformes; Xenocyprididae
Gene: rab6ba
Product: RAB6B, member RAS oncogene family a
Exons: 8
Coding region: 156-803 (215 amino acids)
Molecular function (GO): GTP binding; GTPase activity
Source: RefSeq, a predicted model, not a curated record